UAUAUAUUACUUUAGUAUAUAUUUUAACUGUACAUUUUUGUCAAACAUUUUUAAAAAACUUUGUUUUUAAUGGUUAAAUGCGCAAUUUUUAUUAAAACCGUUGGAUUCGUCACUACUUUAUCUAAUUUACCCCUUAUAAGCUCAUAUUUAUACCAUGGAAGGAUCGUUAAACCUAACACAUUUUUUCCAAAUCCAUUAAAUAACAUUGUAGAUGACGGAAGGCUCCGAAAACACAUUUUUGAAAAAAAUUUUGAUCAGAUUUCUGGAGAUUCCAAAGAUGACACACCCACCCCUGAUGAUAACAAUGUUCUAAUAGAUAAUACAGCCAAUACAAGUAAUAAAAUAAUACCAGCUGAUGAGGAGAUAGUUAAGAGGCUGGCAGAGCGUCACAGGGAUGAAAUUAGUAGAUAUUUGCACCCAUUGGAGUCUGGAUUGGCCAAACAAAUCCCUGAUUCUGAACUUGAAACAUCUUUUGGGAAGCCAAUGACUCCUGAAAACUUAUCUAAAAGGGACAGGGAAUCUAUGAAACCUCAUCCUUACAAUAUGCCUAUCAUUCCACCUACCACUAAAAUACCUUAUUUUGUUAAUCUUGAUUAUUACCCUUCAAAUUCUCCUACCAAUACCACUGCCGAUAGAACUGCUACCCUUGAUACUAAUAGUAUCACUAAUGAUACUACUACUGAUAGUGCCAAUAAUUCUAAUACUGUGGAUAGCACCAGUACCAAUGUGCCUAAUACUGUUCCCAGUUCAACUAUUACCACUGUCGAGCAAACUAAAGUUAACGAUGUUAAAAUAGAGAAGAAUAUUUUAAGUACGGGUUUACCAAUUAAUAUGGAAUCCAAGGAUCCUUUGAGGGAGCUGAUUGACAGGAAUGAAGACUACCCUGAUUUGGGAGAGGAGUAUGGGCCUAAGUGGUAUUUGAACGAGAAUGAUGUGAUUGGGGAUUUGAGUGAGGUAGAGCUUGAGGACGGUUGGUCCAUUCUUCCAUGCAGAAAGGUUUACAAGCACAUCUUACAACCUAGUGGGCUGGUUGGGAAGGAUAGAGCAAGGCCUGGUGAUGAGACCUGCGUGACUUUCAAGUUUAGUCUUAUGGAUGCUCUUACCAACAAGAAGAUUGUUGACAAUGAGGACGUAGGCGGGCCCAUGGUAACGACAUACAUGAAUGAACUGGGGCCGGUUUUUGUCAAAUGCCUAAAGGCUAUGGAUACUGGCGAACAGGCUGAAUUUAUUUUCCACGUUUCCGAGUAUAACCCGGACAACAUGAUAAUAGAGGAGCUUCAAGAUGUCUCUUGGCUUAGGCUCUGGAUAAACUUAUGGGAGUCACAUAACCCUAACGAACGUUGGUGGGGACUUGGCCCUGAUGACGCUCAUCUUUACCCCGAAAAACCGGAACACAAUCUACCCAAAAUGAAACAACUUGAAAUCGAAACUGAUGAAAUCGCUUCACAAAUUGAGACUGAGAUGUGUACUAAUCCUGCAUCACCUCUUUGGAAUGACAUUCUUGACAAGAUGACUUCAAGCCAGAAGGAGUCAUACGUUAAGCACUUUGACAGGCAAUUGGAGAACAUUAAUAAGAUGAAGCACUCUGAAUUCACUGGUUCAAGAUCAUUUAGAGAGAAGAUCAAAAGCACUGGUCAAUUUAAGGGUUAUGACCUAGGGCAUCAAGUUGGAGGAAUUUCAAAGUUCUUCGCCUGGCGUGAAACCCCCUUCAUGAUGUACAUCGCAAUACCAGUUAUUCCAGGAGUACGCGCAGAACAUGUUAAUUUGGAUUUGAGCUACGAUCAUCUGGUCCUAAAAAUAGCAAAUAACACCAUUAUUGACGAUUAUUUGAAUGGCACUGUUGACUUGGAGAUGACUGGACACUGGGCCAUGAGUGACUCUGCACUGAACUUUGAGCCUUUAGACCACCAUGACGAGCGCAUCAAAACCCCAACCCUAGAGUUAUCGAAAAAUGAUGAGUACGACUUAGUCUCGGCAAAACCCUCGGUCCUAAUAUUCCUCAAAAAGACAGGAACAUCAACUGCCAUCUGGGGAGCUCCAUUCGUUAAUAUUUAACUCACUAACUCUUAUCGCACAUA
Messenger RNA from Theileria parva strain Muguga, 2078 nucleotides. RefSeq lists its product as uncharacterized. NCBI's taxonomy places the organism in Eukaryota, Apicomplexa, Aconoidasida, Piroplasmida, Theileriidae. The record is from RefSeq and is a predicted model, not a curated record. Bases 70 to 2055 code for a protein of 661 amino acids. The transcript is spliced from 6 exons.